AUGAGAGCAAGAACAAAUUCAACAUUCAGUGAGUUCUUACUUCGCGUGAGUAACGGAGAUGAACCAACAAUAAGAGACAAUUUAAUCCUUCUCCAUGAACAGUUGACUGUCAAGCAUUCUCGGGAUGGAUUUCCAGAAGAAUCCAUAAUACAAGAGAUAUUUCCAAACAUGCAAGAAAAUGCUUCUACGGCAAAAUAUGUCACUGAAAGAGCUAUUUUAGCAAGCAGAAAUGACCAUGUGGAUAAACUUAAUGACAAGUUAAUAGCCAUGUUCCCAGGUGAAAGCAAGAUAUUCAAUAGCUUUGACUUAGCAGAAGAUGACACCAACAACUAUUACCAAGAAGAAUAUCUAUAUACUUUAACACCAAUCGGUCUCCCGCCACAUAGGUUAGAAUUGAAGGAAAAUGCACCCAUCAUGUUGCUAAGGAAUUUAGACCCUUCAAGUGGCUUAUGCAAUGGAACACGAAUGAUAUGUCGAGGCUUCUCCCAAAAUGUCAUGCAAGCGGAAAUAUCAAGUGGUCAUUUUGCAACAAAUUAUGUGUUUCUUCCUAGAAUUCAAUUAUCACCACCAGAAAAUGAAGGAUACGCAUUUAAAUUCAUUCGAAAGCAAUUCCCGCUUUCUUGUCCCUACCUGGAAGAGCUAUACAUCCGGUACCUUGCAAGCAUAAGUGAUCUAUGCUCUCACCAACUUCCAACUGACUACUUCAACAAACUUCAAACAUUGAAAGUAAUGAGUUGUGGAGAAUUGAGAAACUUGAUGUCUCCAUCAGUGGCCAGUGGUGUUCGGAAUCUCCGAAUACUAGAGAUAGGACGUUGUCCAUCAAUGGAAGAAGUGAUCACGGAAGAGAAACAACAAGGACAAGAAACCAAGCCCUUAUUUCCUCUCUUGGAAAAGCUGAAGCUUUAUAGUCUACCUAAGCUAAGGCAUUUCUUUGUGACAAAGUGUGCUCUUGAAUUUCCAUGUCUCAUAGAAGUGAGGAUUGGUGAAUGCCCUGAAAUGAAGACGUUUAUCCAACAGGGAAUUAUGUGUGAGUACACUGAGUCUCAAAAGUGUGAACUUGGAUUAUAA
Messenger RNA from Solanum verrucosum, 1068 nucleotides. RefSeq lists its product as uncharacterized. The coding region runs from base 1 to 1068 and encodes 355 amino acids. NCBI's taxonomy places the organism in Eukaryota, Viridiplantae, Streptophyta, Magnoliopsida, Solanales, Solanaceae. The record is from RefSeq and is a predicted model, not a curated record. The transcript is spliced from 3 exons.